Molecule: messenger RNA, 3700 nt
Organism: Daphnia magna
Lineage: Eukaryota; Metazoa; Arthropoda; Branchiopoda; Diplostraca; Daphniidae
Gene: Ube3a
Product: ubiquitin-protein ligase E3A
Exons: 13
Coding region: 224-2980 (918 amino acids)
Biological process (GO): protein polyubiquitination
Molecular function (GO): ubiquitin protein ligase activity
Source: RefSeq, a predicted model, not a curated record
CUAGCCAUUACGAUUGUUACGUUCCGAGGCUAAUAUAACGCAAAACGAUUUAGAUUAGCUUAUAUCAGGACUAUUCAAAGCUAGACAAUGGCUCUAAUUCCACUACGCUAGUCCUCUAUGUCUGUUACGUUUUUUACGGUCCUGAACUUCAUCAACUAAUCACGGCCUUCUACUUCAUAUCUGCCAUCUUAUUAUCUCUUAUAAAAUUAAUUUUUUUCCCAAUAUGGCUGAAAGUUGCCAAAAUAAUGCUGGAGAAAAUAUGUUGAGUAGCACUCCUGGAGACAGUCAAUCAUUGGAUAAACGUGUUGCAGCUGGCCAGCUAAUCAAGCGUUAUUAUUUCCAGUUGACUGAAGGCUGUGGUGAUCCAAACUGUAAUAAUGAAAACUGUGCCUCUAGCAAAAAAAUUCAAGCUCUUUCCCCAAACCAAGCUGCGGCUCAAGCUCUGGAUUUAUUUGCCCGUAAAGGAAGGUUGUGUGUUGGCACUAACAAAAAUGAAUUACCAAACACACUGUUUCCUGAAAUUACAUCUGCAAGCAGUAGUGCUCUAACUGAUCAGCAAUUGCUUAAACAGGGCUUAUGGGUGCCUCCAACUUCCAACGUGCCCAGCCAUUCUACCGGCGACAAAUCAGUUAUUUCCAAAAUAACGAAAUUGACAGAAACGAGUUUCAAAAAGAUUAUUGACAAUUGCAAAGAAUAUGGAAUUUACUCAAAGCUAGUCCAUACCUUGGGCCACAUCUUCGCCAAUCCGGAAUUAUUAGGACAAAGUUUUAUUGGGCCUAUGAGCGACCAAUGUACAUCGACUGCGGCACACGGUCAAUUGAGUAAAGAACAACUGCGCUCGAUGGAGGUGGACUUGGAUAAAGACAGUGACAGCCAAGAAGCCGUUGCGGAAGCGCGUCUACAGGAGAUGGGCCAAGAAGUCACUGUUGAUGUCUGUUCCAUCCGCCGAUCGUUUGAAGCCUUAAGCUCAAUAGAAUCGCAAAACUAUGAAAGCGCCUUAGUCCACGCCCUUAUUCUUCUAUGCGAAACCAUUGAACUUGACAUGAAGUAUGGAAGGCAAAAAGCUGAAGUCAAUUUGCUCAACGUCUUUGUCGUCGUCUUCGAACUACCCUGGUUGGGCUCCGGUGACUACUUUGAAAGUGUCUUGCCGAGUUUGUGCCGUGCCUGUGCUUUCUUAUCUUUAUCCCAACAAGCUACUCUAGUCCGAUUCUGGGCCGCUCAUAGUGUCCCAAAUCUUCGAAAUCUGGUCCAAACACUCCAACAGCUAAUUAGUUUUCGAGUGUUAUCGGGAGACUUUGGCCGAGACUAUGCCGUCAAUGAUGACAGUACCAUUACAGCUUGUGUCAAGGUGAUGCGCAUGUUGUACUGCGUCAACAUAUUUUCUUGUACUGCACCCUGCAAUAACUCAAACCAUGCAUCGGUAGACCGGAUGGAGACUGACGACUCGUCCAAAGGGGCACUCGACGUCUUUUCCUUUGGUAUGGAUCCCCCCAGACUGGGCGCUAAACAAAAUAAGACAAGGAAGAAUGAUCCUCUUAUGUCAGAACUCGGAGUUAGCAUCCUUGAUUGUCGUAAACCUCCGGUUGCAUUUGCCGAUUUUUACAACGAACCCCUGAGUGACGUCGUAGAGAUGGAUCGCGAUUUUGCCUACUUUGCUGCUGCAUCGGAAGCGCCUCCUUCUGCUUCUAACGUUGGGUUAAAAAUUAGUUUCAUGAAUUUUCCAUUCAUUCUAACACCUGCUGCCAAAGCCCUCGGCCUGUAUUAUGACAAUCGAAUACGAAUGUACAGCGAACGGCGUCAAAGCAUUUUCAACAGCGUCAUGAACGGGCAACCGAGCAAUCCAUAUCUGAAAUUAAAAAUCCGACGUGAUCACGUUAUUGAAGACGCCCUAAUCGGUUUGGAAAUGGUCGCCAUGGAAAAUCCAUCAGACCUGAAGAAGCAGCUGGUGGUCGAGUUUGAAGGCGAACAAGGCAUUGAUGAAGGCGGUCUAUCGAAAGAGUUUUUUCAGCUAGUUAUCGACCAAGUUUUCAAUCCCGACUAUGCAAUGUUUGCCUUCAACUCUGAUACUCGCAACUUCUGGUUCAAUCCAACGUCGUUUGAAAGUGAUGCCCAAUUUACAUUGAUUGGCAUCAUCCUUGGAUUGGCUAUCUAUAACACAAUUAUUUUGGACAUCCAUUUCCCUAUGGUCGUCUACCGUAAGCUACUUGGCCGUAAAGGAACGUUUGAAGACCUUCAAGAACUCGACCCUACUCUUUGGAAAGGUCUAACAGAGCUUCUAGAAUACUCGGAUUCGGACAUGGAGGAAACGCUCAUGCAAACAUUUAGCAUUUCUUACAAAGACGUGUUCGGUGUUGUUUACAACCACGACCUAAAGGAAAACGGUGCCAGUUGUAAUGUGAACCUGGAAAACCGGCGUGAAUUCGUCGAACUCUAUGCAGAUUAUCUUCUCAAUGAGUGUAUUGGUAGACAAUUUGCCGCCUUCCAUCGCGGUUUUGCCAUGGUAACCGAUGAGAGUCCUCUGAAUACGCUCUUUCGGCCUGAAGAAGUCGAACAGCUUGUUUGCGGCAGUCACAUUUUCGACUUUGAAGAACUUCAAAACGCCACAGAAUACGAUGGGGGCUUCGAUAAUAAAUCGGAAACCAUCCAACAUUUCUGGUCAGUUGUACAUGAAUUGAGUGUCGAAGACAAAAGGCGUUUGCUUCAGUUUACGACAGGUUCUGACCGCGUACCUGUAGGUGGAUUAGGUCGAUUGAAAUUGAUCAUUGCUCGUAACGGAGCGGAUUCAGAUCGGCUUCCAAUGGCUCACACAUGCUAUAACGUGCUUCUACUACCCGAAUACAACAACAAGGAGAAACUAAAAGAACGCUUGAUGAAAGCUAUUGAUUAUUCGAAAGGCUUCGAAAAGGUUGGCGAAAUGUGUUUCCGUCUUCACACUGCUAGAUUGACCAUAGAAUCCAGGACGAUCAAGGUAAAAGGCUAAUUUUUACGUUAUAGAAAUGACGAUUACGUAUAUUUUAACGGGGUUAACACAAGAAAACGAGAAAAGCUAUCAGUGUAAAGAGAAAUGAAAGGGAGACGUGCACAGAACUGGCUGCGUUGCACAAAUCUCCUUGGCAGUAUUUAACACCCAAAAUUAGACCACCAGACAAGGUAUCUGUGAAUCCCCCAUUUUUCAAAGGGAUAUCGUUCGUCUUGUCUUGAACGGCUCCACAGAAGUAGGUAACAUUUACCGCUCUCCCAGCUUCAAAUUGCGAUGAGAAAAGAAAAACGUUAAAAUACUUGCAAGAAAGCAAAAUUCUUUGAGUUACGGCCUCACCUGAAUAGUAAGUAUAGCGGAUGCAAGAAUUGGCACUGGUCUUGGGGCAAGUUACUUUACACCCCCUAGUGUCACAAUAGUCCUUAACGAUAGCUGGAUCAGGUUCCGGGGACGAUGUAUCAUCUAUUUGCAAUAUUCAUAGUAAAUCUCAAGCCAAUUUUUUUUUUACGUGACUCAUUCUUUUGUUAUGAAAUUCCAUACUUGUAAAAACGAACGGUGUGAAGCACGGAACGAAUUUUCUGAUUCUGGCGCAGUCAGGUACCGUAUUGUUCUCCGUCACUCCGGGCCAGGUGAACUGGUAGCACUCAAAAAUGUUAUUUUCCGUCGUAUUGGCAGUCGUAGUAUCCCUUUUGUUGCGAAUAGGCUCGACUGUUUCCAUGACUC